This is a messenger RNA of Raphanus sativus (radish), 2073 nucleotides long. RefSeq names its product probable protein phosphatase 2C 74. NCBI's taxonomy places the organism in Eukaryota, Viridiplantae, Streptophyta, Magnoliopsida, Brassicales, Brassicaceae. Bases 552 to 1877 code for a protein of 441 amino acids. Gene Ontology annotation, biological process: protein dephosphorylation. Gene Ontology annotation, molecular function: protein serine/threonine phosphatase activity. The record is from RefSeq and is a predicted model, not a curated record. The transcript has 5 exons.
AAAUGAUAAAGUCUGAGAGAGAGAGAGAGAGAGAGAGAGAGAGAGAGAUUGAGAACGAGAGCGCCAUUAUCGUAAGAAGUUCGUGGUUGUUCCUUGAAAUCAGGUUCUGAUUAUCGCCUUUAGAUCCGAUUCUAUCUCUCUUACUUUCCUCGUUAUUCCAAAAAGAUUCUCUUUCGGAUUUGUGUUUGUGGAUGAGAUUGUGGAUAAGAGCCAUCUUCUAUUUCUGGACUGCUGAAACUCCUUGUCCUGUCUGAUUCUCUUCUUAUUCCCCUUCAACUCUGAGUCUUCUGAUUGGUAUCCAAACUUCUUUUUGCAUUAAUCUGAGAGCUAUACCGACAGCCGAUCCCUUUGAUCAUCUAUUUGGGUUUUGUUUUUUCCAUCACCAAAUCUGUGGUCUUGUUGUGGUCUUGUUGUGCAAUUAUACAAAUCAAUCAAUCCUGGCGUUGAGCGAAGGCCUGAGGUUGAAGAUUCCUUCACCAGAAACCACAAGUUUUGAUUUUGAUUGCGUCGGUGGUCUGGAGUGCCUGAUAAGCGUAUUCAGGGCCCUUGAUAUGGGGUCCUGCUUAUCAUCAUCUUCAGGAGAAACCAGGAGUAGUAGGAGACCCAUUCCUCGUGUUCCUCCCAGGAGGAGGAAGAGCUCUUCCAAGAGGAGAUCUUGUAGUUCUUCUUUUGACAACACGGGAGGAGAAGAUGAGCCACUUCUCCACAGGAUCCCUGGAAGGAUGAUAUUAAAUGGCUCUACCGAUCAUGCGUCUCUCUUCUCCCAACAGGGCAAGAAAGGGCCUAACCAAGACGCCAUGAUUGUCUGGGAGAAUUUUGGGUCAAUGGAGGACACUGUGUUUUGUGGUGUUUUUGAUGGACAUGGUCCUUAUGGUCACGUUAUCGCAAAGAGAGUCAGGGAUUUACUUCCACUCAAGUUAGGCUCUCACUUGGAGUCCUAUGUCUCCUGCGAGGAGGUUCUUAAAGAGAUCAGCCUCAACACUGCUGAUAGAAAGACCUCAGACAGCCUUGUGCACAUAUCUGCUAAUGGAGAAUCCCGAGUCUACAAUAAGGAUCAGGAUAUGGUUCAGACACUGUUAACCUCAAUUGUUAAAGCCUACAGAUUCAUGGACAAGGAAUUGAAGAUGCAAGUGGAUGUUGAUUGUUUUUGUAGUGGAACUACUGCAGUAACUAUGGUUAAGCAGGGUCAACAUCUUGUUGUUGGAAACAUUGGGGAUUCAAGAGCAGUAUUGGGUACGAGGAACAAAGAGAAUAAACUAGUUCCUUUUCAGUUAACUGAAGAUCUCAAACCAGAUGUUCCAGCUGAAGCAGCAAGGAUAAAGAGAUGCAGAGGACGUAUAUUUGCUCUCCGAGAUGAACCUGGGGUUGCCCGCCUCUGGCUUCCUAACCACAACUCACCUGGUCUGGCCAUGGCUCGUGCUUUUGGAGAUUUUUGCCUUAAGGACUUUGGUCUCAUUUCUGUGCCUGACGUGUCCUACCGUCGCCUCACUGAGAAAGAUGAAUUUGUUGUCUUGGCAACUGAUGGGAUUUGGGAUGUAUUGACGAAUGAAGAAGUUGUGGAGAUUGUAGCGAAAGCACCAACACGUUGCACAGCUGGUCGAGCCUUGGUGGAAGCUGCAGUGAGGAAUUGGAGAUGGAAGUUCCCCACUUCAAAAGUCGAUGACUGCGCUGUAGUUUGCCUCUUCCUUGAUUCCGAACCAGACAAAUUAUCAACUGCUUCUUUCUCAGAGGAUAAACACAUCAGCAAUGGCCUUACUGAACCGGACACAGCAUCAACGUCAACUCCAGGCUCGGGAACCGAAUCACCUGAGCUCAAUGGAGUCGACAGAAUCAACACACUCGUGAAUCUCCCCAUGUACGUGCCAACCAAGGAGUAGAGAGAUAGAACAGAGGCAGGAGGUGAAAAUGUGAGAUUAGACUUUGUCUAUCUCUCUCCCUUUCAGUUUUUUAUUAGUCUCUUAUACUCUAUCAAAAGCCACUGGCUGUAUAUACUGCCAAUACUUCUACAAUCUCUCUUCUUUUGUAAAUAAAUUUCUGAAGCCGCAUUUGUGUUUGUUUGAGCAAUUUUUUUUA